Chrysochloris asiatica (Cape golden mole) is the source of this 858-nucleotide messenger RNA. It is a transcript of the gene GNPDA1, whose product is annotated as glucosamine-6-phosphate deaminase 1. Gene Ontology annotation, biological process: N-acetylneuraminate catabolic process; carbohydrate metabolic process; D-glucosamine catabolic process. Gene Ontology annotation, molecular function: identical protein binding; glucosamine-6-phosphate deaminase activity. The coding region runs from base 1 to 858 and encodes 285 amino acids. NCBI's taxonomy places the organism in Eukaryota, Metazoa, Chordata, Mammalia, Afrosoricida, Chrysochloridae. Gene Ontology annotation, cellular component: cytoplasm. The record is from RefSeq and is a predicted model, not a curated record. The transcript is spliced from 6 exons.
AUGAAGCUCAUCAUCCUGGACCACUAUUUGGAGGCCAGCGAGUGGGCAGCUAAAUAUAUCAGGAACCGCAUCAUCCAGUUUAAUCCAGGGCCAGACAAAUACUUCACCCUGGGUCUUCCCACUGGGAGCACCCCACUUGCCUGCUACAAGAAGCUUAUUGAAUACUACAACAACGGGGACCUCUCUUUCAAAUAUGUGAAGACUUUCAACAUGGAUGAGUAUGUGGGCCUUCCUCGAGACCACCCUGAGAGUUAUCACUCCUUUAUGUGGAACAACUUCUUCAAGCACAUUGACAUUGACCCAGGAAACACCCACAUUCUGGAUGGGAAUGCAGCCGACCUGCAGGCUGAGUGUGAUGCCUUUGAAGAGAAGAUCAAGGAUGCUGGUGGGAUUGAGCUGUUUGUUGGAGGUAUUGGCCCUGAUGGACACAUCGCCUUCAAUGAGCCAGGCUCCAGUCUGGUGUCCAGGACCCGUGUGAAGACACUGGCUAUGGACACCAUCCUGGCCAAUGCUCGGUUCUUCCACGGAGAUCUCUCCAAGGUGCCCACCAUGGCCCUAACAGUGGGUGUUGGCACCGUCAUGGAAGCUAGAGAGGUGAUGAUCCUCAUCACAGGUGCUCACAAAGCAUUCGCCUUGUACAAGGCAAUCGAGGAGGGCGUGAGCCACAUGUGGACAGUGUCUGCCUUCCAGCAGCAUCCCCGCACUAUCUUCGUGUGCGAUGAGGAUGCCACCCUGGAGCUGAAAGUGAAGACCGUCAAGUAUUUCAAAGGUUUAAUGCUUGUUCAUAGCAAGUUGGUGGACCCCUUGUACAGUAUGAAAGAGAAAAUUGAGCCUCCCAAGAAACCCUACAGUGAUUAG